AUGUAUGAAAAUGAUGUUAUCUAAGUUACAUAAUCUUAUGAUCUUACUUAUAUAUUUUGGGAUGUUAAAACAGAAUAACAAAAUUAGGAUAUAAAUUAUAGAGAUAAAUUAAUAGUGAACAGAAUUGAUACAUCUAAAGAAAAGAAGUAUUAGGCUGCUGCUAUCAAUUUUUUUGACUCUUAUUAUAAUGAGAUCUCUUAAAUCAAGAAAGUUGUUUAUAUUUAAGAUAGAUAUAAUAAUAAUAUUAUAAGAAUCGGAUUUUUUUAAAGAUAUCAAUUUCGUUUAUACUUUUUUUGA
Paramecium primaurelia is the source of this 297-nucleotide messenger RNA. NCBI's taxonomy places the organism in Eukaryota, Ciliophora, Oligohymenophorea, Peniculida, Parameciidae. The record is from the annotation of a GenBank genome assembly.